ACGAAAGGAUGGACUACAACAGCUAUGUCCAUCAAAACCAGAAUGUGGGCCAGGGCACCCAGGACCAGGACCAGUAUUUUGUGAUUCACUCUGGGGGAGUAGGUCUGAGCGAAGAUAGCCUUGCCGUGCUGAGUACCGCUUCGGACGAUGCCGUGACUAACCAGAUCCAGAGCAACCAAGGCGAUCUAUCGCACCUUCCAAUACUGACAUACUCGGGAGAAGAGUACGUGAUGUAUGUGAAAGAAGAGGUGAAGGAAGAAGAGGAGGAAGAAGAGGCGAAAGAAGCGGAGACAGGAGAGAGGGACGAAGACCGUGAUGGUGAUGACCAUGAAGACAUCAAUGAUAUCCUUAGGAAUGUAAUGCAAGUACCAAGUUUGCAGUCUCUGUCCCCCACACCUUCAGAAGGGGAAUCCCCCUCAUCCAUGACCCAGAGACGACCUUUAGCUGAGAAGCAAUCCCACAAUGCCACUGCACCAAGUUUUGCGAUACGGUCAAAUCCCAAGCUCACCAUCCGUGCCAGUCUUCCCCCUGGGUUCAAAUACAAGUUUCAUAAGAGGAAAAAGGACUAUGUUAGUGGUGUCAUCAGUAGGCGGGUGAUUGACAAGGGGCAAUGUUUCGGCCCUUAUAAUGGAUCCCUCAUAGAUGAGAAGAUGGCACAAGAUAUAGGAUCUACAUGGGAGCUUUGCCUUCGGGGUGUUGUAUGGUAUUACCUUGAUGGCAGGAACAUCAGCCAUAACAACUGGUUAUCCCACAUCAGUCCAGCAAGGACCACAGCUGAGCAGAACCUAGAGGCCUUCCAGCAUUACGGAGAUAUCUACUACCGAGCGAUAGACAACAUCCAACCCGAUACAGAACUCAAGGUCUUCUAUUCGGAUGAAUACAGGGAGAAGAUAGGAUGCAAAGUAAAACUGGACGAUCUGAACUACCAAAGAGGUACCGAUGACUUCCAGUGCAUGGAAUGCAAUGCCAGGUGCAAGACCUCAAAGACGAUGCUGAGACACAUCAAGUUCAAUCAUGAGCAGCAAGAGGGGGCUACCAACCGACAAGAAACCUCUGGUAGACAAUCAGCCUGGGGCACCACUUCUGCUUCGGAUCAACUCCUUCAUUUUGCCAGGGAGGCCUUGUCCAAAAGCGAUGCUGCCCAAACAUCCUCUGAGAGCGCUGCGUCCGAGAAGGAUGUGUUCAGGGAAGAUAGGUCCAUGCAGAAGGAUAGGUUACUAACUGGAGGCCAUCUCAAUCAGAGCAUUAUGCAUUCUUCAAGAUGUGGCAGAGAGGGUGAUGCAAGGAAGCAUUCUAUGAUUUACAGCAGCAAGGACUCGGCGAUGGUCAAGAAAGAUGCUGCAUCGUCAAGACCAGACACUUCUGUAGGACCUAGUUUAGAGUGUCCAACCUGUGGUAAGAGCUUCCAGAAUGAAGGUAUGCUGGCUUCCCAUCAGUUGUUCCACCGAACAACCAUCAAAGAGUUCAUUUGCGAAGUAUGCAGCAAGGUUUCCAAGACAUUCCAAGCGCACGUCAGGCAUCGGAACAGCCACGCAGAGCAUCUGCACCACUGUUUCCUAUGUGAGAGCAAGUACCGUUAUGUGUCCAGUUUCUAUCGGCAUUUAAGAAAUGGACACCGUAUUAAAAAGCUACGGGAGAAAUACUUCUGUCUGCUGUGCAAGGAGACAUUGCCUAACAAGACAGUCAUGAUUGCACACCGGACUGAGUGUGCACCAAGGAAACGAUAUGUUGAUAAGGAAGAGUAUCAGUGGAGACGGGAAGAGGCUGAAGCGGAAAGGAGAUCAGAGGCUAUGAAAAGUCAUAGACAAGGAACUCAAGGUUCUACUAAUUAUUAUGCCAAGGAAGUUGCCUCUGAUGAAGAAGAUUUUGGUGAUCAUGAGCCUUAUCAUUCAGGGGAAGAUAAUGGAAGUUGGAUUGGCGAGGUGGAAGAGCAAAGAUCUGAGGAAGAAAUGGGCUUGAGCAGUGUGGACAGUACCUCAAGCAUCAAAGAGAUUGAUGAUGCUGAUUUACACCUUAGACAUCAUCAAGAAGACUCUGAUAAACUUGGCAAGAUGUUGGAUUAUUACGACAGACCACGUCCUUUCCGUUGCAAAUAUGAUUCUUGUCCUAGGAGAUACGUCACCAGCCACGAUCUCUACACACACAUCCGCAAUGUCCACAGACCUCAAACUAAGAAGAAAUUGGAUCUUCGUCCCUACAAGUGCGACCAAUGCCCUAGGACUUUCGCAUCUCUGAAAGGAUUCAACAACCACAAAGUGGAUCACACAGGCGCCAAACUCUUCAAAUGCGAGCCAUGUUCCAAGUGGUUCCACACCGAGGAGCGCCUCUACAGGCACAAUCACAGGAUACACAAGAAUCGCGCCAAGACGCACGAGUGCAAGGUCUGCGGCAAGAAGUUCCUGGAGGGAUUCGCGUUGAAAAAGCACGAGCAGCGCCAUCGAGGGGAGAGAAACUUUGCAUGUGAUAUUUGCGAAAGGACCUUCACCUCCAAGCACUGUCUCCAGACCCAUAUGGUGAAACACACAGGAGAGAAACCUUUCGCUUGUGAAGUAUGCGGGAAGCGGUUCUCAUUGAACCUCAGCCUAGUUCGCCAUGCUGCUACACAUGAUUCUCUUGACGGAGCAAACAAUAUUGGUGAUAGAAGCUUCAUGUGAAAAUGACCAAACACAUCUUGAGAAGGAGGCAAUAAAUAUAUAUUUCUUUUUAUUUUGGGGGGCUACUCAUCACUACCAAAUGCCAAAAUCUGCAAUGAAAGGGGAAGUUUGGCAGCUUUUAAUUUUCCCUCAGCUCUCUUGAACAUUUCAGGGUUUGUAAAGAAUGGCCCCAAGCCCCCAGGUACACAUAAUUUUCCCUUGUGAAAAGUCUCAACUUGUCUGGAUUCUUAUCUCGAUUACGAUCUAGUUUUUCAGCGUUUUGGGGGUCUUUGGUUAUUGCGAAGUUAUGAAAAUCACUGAAAUAAUCGUGAAGGAACUGUGAAUUUCUGCCAUGAGAUUGAGAAGAUUUAAGAGAACAUGGAUAUGAAAACAACUGUUACGCUGCAAUUUGGCCAUAAACAGUUUCAGAAGAAAAAAUAAUUUUGUGCAUGGACUUGUGAAUCACACAAAGUAGUAUGGUUCUAUGAUUAUUGCUGUGCCAUACUGGAGUGAUAAAGUAAGCUAAAGGAGAAUGAAACCCUUGAAACCAGCUGAAUCCAUAUCAAAGAGAAAAAUCAAAGAAACAUAUUGUUGAAAGUUUGAGGAAGAUUGAAUGAAUAAUAAGAAAGUUAUGAGCAUUUGAAUAUUGAGAUCACUAAUGCCAUGUAGAUCCUCCCAUUGGCAAUGCGACCAAGAUCUGUGAUGUCACACACGUACAACUCCCUCAUUACUUUAGUACUUAUUUCACUUAUAUUCUCACUUUUAUAGAGUCUAUCACAAGGUGAGGUGUUCUCUUUAUGAGAGGACAAGUACAGAGGUUUCACAACAUUAUAUCAUUGAUGAAUCGUUUGUCAUAUGAUUAGAAUGAGCAAAAAGAGAUAUUUUGGGGGUAUAUUUUCAGUGUCCAAAAGGGGAGAGUUGUUCAUCUGUGACAUCAUAGAUCUUGGUCGCAUUGUCAAUGGGAGGAUCUCCAUAGCAUUUAUAGUGAUCUCGACAUUCAAAUGCUCAUAACUCUUCUAUUGCUAGUCCUAUUUUACUCAAACUUUUGUUGAUCUCAUUCUUUGAUUUUUCUGCUUUCACAAAAGCUAACUUGCUCCAAGAGUUUCAUUCUCCUUUAACUAUUGACAGUACUUGAUUAUGUACGCAGUCCAUUCAUUUUUUGACAAGAAUCACACUUCACAUCUUAUAAAGAAAGUAAUACUGGUUCCAGACGACAUACUCUAAUAAAACAACUCGUGUAUGAUAAUAAUGAUAUAGAACAUUUCUAAAGCGCCAAAUCCACAUUGAUUAUGUGCUCAAGGCACUGCGAAAAGGAAAUAAGAGAACAAUUACAUGGAGCAGGAAGGGACAAAGAUAAAAGAAGCACAGUCAUGACAAUGAAAGGAAACUACUGGAAGGCAAUUUUAAACUAAUGGGUUUUAGAGCAAUUUAGAAAUUAUCGAUAUUUGAAAUACUACGAAUGGAAUAUGGCAACUGAUGCAUGGAAACACAAAGGAAUAAAAAAAGUAGAAAAAGCAUGUUUUUUAUUUUUCAAUAUCCACAAAUCCUGAAUGCUUCCUUGAGAAUGUACACUGUUCUUCCACCCGGUAAUUGAGAAAUGCUGAGAGAUAACAUAGUGUCAUUUGUUUAAAGACAUAUUUUCUGUGAAUAUUUUUGCCGUUUUGCAACAUUCAUACUUAAAGGGAUUUCUUUUAGUUUUCAAGUCCAAAGAAUGUAUUCUGAAAGAAGAAAUAAGUUAUGUAUUUUUAUUUUAUCAUAAGAAUUUCAAUUCAUCUAGUCUUCUUUCUCUCUUUCCAACAUUCUUGACAUUUUGCCAGUGGCGAUGGAACAUGUUAUUGUUCAUUUUUUUUUUUUUUCAUACCGGGUAUUUAUUCUUGACUUUACAGUCACCUCAUGUGAAUCCUUGCAACUCGGCACUGAACCACAUCUGUUUGUGUUAUCAUUUUGUUUCUUUUCAUUGUUUUAAGUGGAAUCCAUAUUUAUUUGUUCCUGAUUCCAAGCCAAUUUUGCAUUAUAAAGUCCCAGUAUUAUUGUACAGUGCUUUGGAAUCUUCGGUAGUACUUAAGUGUGUCCCCCCCUCUUGGUCCUCCUUUUUCCUCUUCUUUUCUAUAUUAUCAUUAGUAUCAUCGUCAUCAUCAUUGUCUUCAUCAUUGUCUUCAUCGUUAGCAUCGUCGUCAGGAUCAUGAUCAUUACCAUCAUCUUCAUCAUCAUCAUUACCAUCAUCAUCAUCAUUACCAUCAUAAUCAUAAUGACCAUCAUCAUUAACAUCAUCAGUAGCAUUAUUAUUAGCAAAUUCAUCUUCAUCAUCAACAUCAUUAUCAUAACCAUCGUCAUAAUCAUUAUCAUUGACAACCUCCCCAUUGUCAUCAUCAUCAUCAUCUGUUAUACCGUAUGUAAGAUAUUUGCUUAUUGAGUUAUUUUGGUGCUAGAAAUCGUGAUUUGUAAUUAUUAGUCUUCCUUCUCAAACCAGCAUUUAGUUCAACUUCCUUCGAUGAAUGCUGCCCUCGUUUGACAAGUAUGGGAAAGUACCACUUAGAGACAUGAAACCUGUUUGCUUUCAUUUUGUAAAAAAAUUGAAUAUCAACAUUUCCCCAAAGAGAUAUCAUUCUCGAAUAACUUGGAUGACAUGUAAUAAAUCCAUUUUACUAUUCUUAUAUACACAGUAGUUUGAGUCUUCUAGUAGACCUAUAUUAGUGUAAUGUUUGUAUAAGCUCAAAGUUGUGUUAUUUUAAAUUGAGGUUGAUGUCAUUUUAAAUUGAAGUUGAUGUUAUUCAUUUGUCUCACCUGUAUGACAGAGUGAGAUUAUAAAUGCCGCUUUUCAUAAUCAACAUAGUAUUGCAUCAUUAUAUGAAUGGUGUUUUUUAUGAAUAAUUUUCUUAUGGUCGUUUUCAAAGUCAGCACUACUUCUGUAUUGAAUCGCGUAAUGCAGGUGAGACUGCCAGAGGCACUCCACUUGUUUAAUUCUUGAAUACUUGUCGAAUUCCUGCUCCAAUUAUUUUGAGGAUAAUUCAUUUGUAUGAGUUUUACAAGAUACCAAAGUUGAAGCAUUUCAAAA
Molecule: messenger RNA, 5688 nt
Organism: Lytechinus pictus (painted urchin)
Lineage: Eukaryota; Metazoa; Echinodermata; Echinoidea; Temnopleuroida; Toxopneustidae
Product: zinc finger protein 91-like
Exons: 5
Coding region: 9-2654 (881 amino acids)
Biological process (GO): regulation of transcription by RNA polymerase II
Cellular component (GO): chromosome
Molecular function (GO): chromatin insulator sequence binding; protein binding
Source: RefSeq, a predicted model, not a curated record